AGUGCGUGAGCGCGGAUUCACCAUGAGACCUCAAGAAGUAUAGGUCACGAUGGGUGUCUAAGUUAAGUCGUGGCCUCCAGCUGUCUUUCUCCAAGUCUACCUUCAGUUUCUUUCUACGGUUUUGUUACAGGCGUUGCUUCUUUCACCCUUUAUCAUGUCCUUCUUACGUACAAUAUUGCGACAUGCGCAUACGAAAUUUCCUACGGCCAAUUCUCCACAUCGGAACUCGACUACAACAAUUCGCAGAUUUCGCGCAUCGGCGAUAAGAUCCAGAUCAAAUGACUAUGGAGUUCGAGUCACUCGUAUGGCAUUGAAGCCUGCCUUCUCCUGGCAGAUUGGAACAUUAAUCGUUGCGUCCAUCACGGCCGGGAUAUAUACAAUCUAUGAACAGCCAGCCGUGCGAUGCGAUGCUGCCGCGGCAGCUUUGAAGCAGCCCCACCACUUGAUCUCGUUUGAAGAAGUACAAAAGCAUGUUUCAGAAGACGACUGUUGGAUUGUGAUAGAUGGCCUGGUGUACGAUAUGACAGAGUUUUUGGAAGCGCAUCCAGGAGGUCGAGCAGCGAUAUUGCAGCAGGCAGGUAAAGACGCCAGUGCUAGAUUCACCCUCCUACAUCCACCCGAUGCGAUAGGGACGCUGCCCUCGGAAUACUGUUUAGGGCGCGUUGAUCCAGCGACUCUUCCAGGGAUAGAGGAACAGGAGCUUACCGCCGAUGAAACACGACAGGCUGAGGCACGAGAGGAGAUGCCUGCAGCAUCGAGUAUGCUCCUUGUUUCAGACUUUGAAUACUGGGCCGAGCGCGUACUCAGCACAACAGCUUGGGCCUACUAUCGCAGCGCGGCCGAUGAGGAAGCAACUUUCUUCGACAACCGUGAUGCCUGGCGGAGAUACUUUUUCCGCCCAAGGAUUUUGCGAGAUACAUCGCACGGCUCGACUGCAACAACGUUUGUAGGGAUACCAACAUCGGUGCCGAUCUUCAUCGCCCCUGCAGCAAUGGCCAAGCUGGGACAUCCCCUUGGAGAAAUCAAUUUGACAAAAGCAGCCGGAAGCCACGGCAUCGUCCAGGCGAUUUCUGCCAAUGCGAGUUGUGGCUUGGAAGAGAUGUUUAACGCAAGGCUGGAAGGUCAACCACUGAUCUUCCAACUCUAUCUCAACAAAGACCGAUCCGCGUCAUCUGCGUUGGUCGAGCGCGUCACGAAACUUGGUGCCAGCGCCAUCAUAGUAACGGUAGAUGUCUGUUGGCAGUCGAAGCGAACACUCGACGUGAGAGAGAAGUUGAAAGAGGUCGUCGACAUCCCCUCGCCAAAGUCGAUAGCUGUACCACAGGGUGGCCAAAAGGAGAAGAGUGUUUCGGAGCAGAUCAGUGGGUAUCAAGCCACAAAUCUGACGUGGGAUGAUAUUGGAUUUGUGAGGAAGCACACGCACUUACCAAUCAUCAUUAAAGGCGUUCAGUCUGUUGAGGAUGUGCAGCUCUGCGUUGAACACGGUGCUCAGGGUGUUAUUCUCUCUAACCAUGGUGGUCGACAGGCGGACUAUGCCCCAGCGCCCAUCGAUGUUCUCUAUGAGCUCCGAGAAUUGCGUCCAGACCUAUUCUCUAAGAUUGAGAUCAUGAUCGAUGGCGGUGUGCGCAGCGGUGCGGAUGUUGUAAAAGCCCUGGCUUUGGGUGCCAAAGCGGUCGGUAUUGGUAGGCCAAUAUUGUACGCAAACGGCACUCAUGGCGAAGAUGGGGUCUCAAGGGUAUUGCAGAUCUUCCAGGAAGAGAUCACAAAUACGAUGCGGAACAUAGGCGCAAACACAGUGGCAGAUCUGAGACCCGAAAUGGUGGGACCUGUCGGGCCAUGGGUAGGGAGGAAUCGCCCCUCGUAUGUGCCAGGUCCCAAAGACGCACGAUAAGGGGACAGAACGAAAGAAAAAAGAAGUUUGGGAGGCCCGCUUCUAUUCGACCAUUGAUUAAUGCUAGCAAUUUUUUGGACAAGUGCGUAUUUGUAUUUGUGCCGGCAAGGUAUUAGCCAAGCCGUUGAGGGAAGAAUCUCAGGCCAGCGUCAUCGCAUGAACAUCCGAGGAGUUGUGAUGGAUAUUCGUAACGUUCAAUGUGCAUGUGCAAGUGAUCGUCGUUGUAAUAGCAUAUGAGGUUACUUGAUGAUGAACUUUCUAGGCGGUGUUACAACUAUGAACGUACAAACCAUGCUCAGUGCAUCAGACAUGCUGCGGUAGGCGAGAUGUAAAGAGAGCAAAAAAGAGCUAAUUACAUACAACAGUGGGGAUUCCCCAGUGGUCACCCACCUGAGUACUAAUCCACCGGUACGUUGCUUAAAUAGGGCUGAGCGAACGGGAAGCCUUGUUUUCAACGUCCU
This is a messenger RNA of Boeremia exigua, 2352 nucleotides long. Its product is annotated as mitochondrial fmn-dependent dehydrogenase. Gene Ontology annotation, biological process: lactate metabolic process. The transcript is spliced from 5 exons. Bases 155 to 1891 code for a protein of 578 amino acids. The record is from RefSeq and is a predicted model, not a curated record. NCBI's taxonomy places the organism in Eukaryota, Fungi, Ascomycota, Dothideomycetes, Pleosporales, Didymellaceae. Gene Ontology annotation, molecular function: heme binding; L-lactate dehydrogenase (cytochrome) activity.